AUAUGUGUUCCUCCGCAGCGCAGCAGGAACGAUCCUUCGUCUGACAACAUGGCGAGUGUCCGCGCGGCGUCCCGUCUCCUCUCCAAGAGGGUUUUAUCUACUGCGAAAGCAGUCCCUGCUGCUGCAGUUCAAGGUUCCAGGAACUUCCACUUUUCCAUUUAUGGCAAGAAGAAAAAUGCCAAAGUAUCAGAUGACAUCUCCACUCAAUACCCAGUUGUGGAUCAUGAGUUUGAUGCUGUGGUGGUUGGAGCUGGUGGAGCGGGACUGAGGGCAGCUUUUGGCCUGUCUGAGGCUGGCUUCAACACUGCCUGUGUCACCAAACUGUUCCCAACCAGGUCUCAUACUGUCGCUGCACAGGGUGGGAUUAAUGCGGCUCUGGGGAACAUGGAGGAGGAUGACUGGAGGUGGCAUUUCUAUGACACAGUGAAGGGAUCUGAUUGGCUUGGAGACCAGGACGCUAUCCACUACAUGACAGAGCAGGCUCCUGCAGCCGUAGUAGAGCUGGAGAACUUUGGCAUGCCAUUCAGCCGCACUGAGGAGGGCAAGAUCUACCAGAGGGCCUUUGGAGGUCAGAGCCUUAAGUAUGGAAAGGGAGGUCAGGCGCACCGCUGCUGCUGUGUAGCAGACAGAACAGGCCACUCACUGCUGCAUACGCUGUAUGGAAGGUCACUUCGUUAUGACACCAGUUACUUUGUGGAGUAUUUUGCCCUGGACCUGCUGAUGGAGAAUGGAGAGUGUAAAGGGGUGAUCGCGCUCUGUAUGGAGGACGGGUCUAUCCACCGCUUCAGAGCCCAGAACACUGUUAUUGCUACUGGGGGUUAUGGAAGAACCUAUUUCAGCUGCACAUCUGCUCACACAAGCACAGGAGAUGGAAAUGCGAUGGUGACCAGAGCGGGUCUGCCCUGCCAGGAUAUGGAGUUUGUCCAGUUUCAUCCCACUGGAAUCUAUGGAGCCGGCUGUCUGAUCACAGAGGGCUGCCGUGGUGAGGGAGGAAUCCUGAUUAACAGUGAAGGAGAGCGCUUCAUGGAGCGCUACGCACCCAACGCCAAAGACCUGGCUUCCAGAGACGUGGUGUCCCGUUCCAUGACCAUAGAGAUCAGAGAGGGCAGAGGUGUUGGUCCAGAGAAGGACCACGUGUACCUGCAGCUUCACCACCUGCCUCCUCAGCAGCUGGCCGCAAGGCUGCCUGGUAUCUCAGAGACAGCCAUGAUCUUCGCUGGAGUCGACGUCACCAAAGAACCCAUCCCUGUCCUGCCCACCGUCCACUACAACAUGGGUGGAAUACCCACAAACUACAAGGGACAGGUUAUUACUCACGUCAACGACGAGGACAAGGUGGUUCCCGGACUGUAUGCCUGUGGCGAGGCAGCUUCUGCCAGUGUCCAUGGAGCUAACAGGCUGGGUGCCAACUCCCUGCUGGACCUGGUGGUGUUUGGCAGAGCUUGCGCCCUCACCAUUGCUGAGCAGCACAAACCUGGAGAGAAGCUGUCCCCUCUGAAGCCCAGCGCAGGAGAGGAGUCUGUGGCCAACCUGGACAGGCUGAGGUUUGCCAACGGAAGUCAGAGGACCUCUGAGAUCAGGCUCAACAUGCAGAAGACCAUGCAGACCCAUGCUGCGGUAUUCCGUACUGGCUCUGUCCUGAAGGAAGGAUGCGAUAAGAUGGAUGCUAUUUAUCAGACCCUGGAGGACAUCAAGACCUUUGACAGAGGCAUUGUGUGGAACACCGACUUGGUGGAAUCACUAGAGCUGCAGAAUCUGCUGCUGAACGCCGUCCAGACCAUCAACUCUGCCGAGCAGAGAAAGGAGAGCAGGGGAGCCCACGCCAGAGAGGACUACAAGGAACGUGUGGAUGAGUACGACUACUCUAAGCCCCUGCAGGGUCAGGAGAAGAAGCCGUAUGACCAGCACUGGAGGAAGCACACUCUGUCCUUCGUUGAUCAAAAGACUGGAAAGGUCACAUUGGAGUACCGCCCUGUGAUCGACAGCUCUCUUGAUGAGCAGGACUGCGCCCACGUUCCACCUGCCAUCCGCUCCUACUAAGAUGAUUCCCUCCUGCCCUCCCCUUUAUUCCCACCCUUUGCCCAUCACAUCCACCUUACUCAAUUACAGAAGGCUCCUUAAUCUAUUAUUAAGGAAGCUAAACUUUCUGUGCUAGAGAUAACAUUCUGAGACAAAUUCAGACUUUUAUUGCACAUUUGUAUGCAUUUAGAUCUGUUCAGUACAAUGCUGUCUAUACCAUUUUGUGUCACUUCCUGUUUCUCUCUUUCUCUUUUUUUGGCGUGUUUUGCCUUGAUUUCAAUCUGUUUGCAGAAACUAAAUUUCCACAUGGUUCUCAUGGCUUCUCGCGCUGUGUGAGCAGGUUGUGUGUGCGUGAUAUCUUGUAACCUCUUUCUCCUUUUAGCUGAGUUGGAGAGAUGAUGGAAGUGAUUGUAAUUUCAACCACACACUUUGCAGGCAAGUUUGAAGUAUGUAAAUAUUGCAAAUGUACAAUAAAUAUGGUGAGUUGUACUGUAUGUACUAGUUAAAGUGCAAGUCUCACAUCUCGCUCACUGUGGCCUUCAUUCUUGUGGAAUACUCAUUACACUUUGUGCAUGUGUUCAACACUUGCCGCUUGUUCUGUAGAUAAUCAGCUAACAGGCUGUAUUUGGCUCUAGCGUUCUACAAUUUCGCGCUAUUAAUAUUAAUUAUAUUAAAUUAAUGUCUUCAGCCACAUUACAGCCUCUCAGCUAUUGGGAUAAAUGAACUGCUUUGUUGCUUUUUUUAAGACUGAGGAUAAAUUUCAGUAAGGUGGUGUAGCUUUCUUCAACUCCUUAAAUGACUUAAAUAUCAAAGGUGAAAGAUGCGCUCAGUGUUAAAAUGUUGAUGCCUCGUGUGCUGAAUCAACAGUGACUUAAGUUAUUUGCUACAAAAAGUUAAUCCUCUGCUUUUUGCUGUUUGUACUUUCGUUUUCAUAUGUUCAAUAAAGUCUAGGCUGUGGAUAGAAA
Messenger RNA from Haplochromis burtoni (Burton's mouthbrooder), 2984 nucleotides. It is a transcript of the gene sdha, whose product is annotated as succinate dehydrogenase complex, subunit A, flavoprotein (Fp). The coding region runs from base 49 to 2040 and encodes 663 amino acids. Gene Ontology annotation, biological process: tricarboxylic acid cycle; mitochondrial electron transport, succinate to ubiquinone. Lineage: Eukaryota; Metazoa; Chordata; Actinopteri; Cichliformes; Cichlidae. Gene Ontology annotation, molecular function: succinate dehydrogenase (quinone) activity; electron transfer activity; flavin adenine dinucleotide binding. The transcript has 15 exons. The record is from RefSeq and is a predicted model, not a curated record.